CGAUAUUUGGGACCAGAGUUUGUUAAAGUAGCUGGUGACCCUGCAAUGCCUUUAGACUUACCUGGCUCCAUUGCGAGCAAGAAAGGAAAAGUACAUUUAUCCCAACGAGAGCUCAGUGUCAUCAUACCAAAUGGACAGUGUCUGGAUGUGAAAUGUGAUGUGAAUUCUAAGGGCAGUGAUGUCUUUGAUAUGGUGGUGGCCUAUACUAACCUUGUGGAGCAUUUCUAUUUUGGCCUUGCUUACCUAAAAGAUAAAGAAUUCUUUUUUCUUGACCAUUUUACCAAGCUGUACAAGGUGGCACCCAGUGGAUGGAAGGAUCAACCCAAAAAGAAAACUACAAUCGUAAACUUCACACUGUUCCUCCGAAUAAAGUUCUUCAUUGAAAACUUCAGUUUAAUUCA
This is a messenger RNA of Rhincodon typus (whale shark), 401 nucleotides long. RefSeq names its product FERM and PDZ domain-containing protein 2-like. The record is from RefSeq and is a predicted model, not a curated record. Gene Ontology annotation, cellular component: cytoskeleton. The annotation marks the transcript as partial. The transcript is spliced from 3 exons. Lineage: Eukaryota; Metazoa; Chordata; Chondrichthyes; Orectolobiformes; Rhincodontidae.